UCGUUCGGGCGACGAAACCUUCUGGACAUCUUUAGUGCGGUGGCAGGCGCCGCCUCCACUGGUCUCUGUGGGACGUCACCGGUAAGGUGAAUGGCGUCUGCCGCAGUGCUCUUUAAAGUGGCUGGGGCAAAAUUCGUAUGUUCGCGCGGGCAGGCAGACAUCGCCCCUGCAACGCCCCAGCGAUUUGCUUUCGGGACACUUCGUCCAUCUCUGUAUGAGGGAUUGAGGCUGGGCCGUUUUCAUACCGACUACAGGGUGGGGUCAGGAUUGAGGCGCUUCUUGCCAAGGGCAGAGAUUCCCCAGGAGGGAGCAGAGUCUCCCGGAAGUUCCAACUUGGUUGACAGCGUGCCUCAGGCUGAACAGGUCAAGGAUGAGGCACAGGCUCUCAAGUCGAGCAUCAAGCGUGUGGAGAAGGAGAUUGACGAUGUGGAGAACCAGAUUAAGAUUGCUGCGGCUGCAGGCAAGAACACAGAUUUCUUGCAGCAGAAGGAGGUCGCGCUGCGGCAGAAGGAGGCCGCGCUGGAGCAGCGACUGACCGCGCUCGCACAGGCGGAGGUGGAAAAAUUGAAGCUGCAGCAGACACCAGCGGCGGGGGUUCCAGACCCUGCAGUCUUGGAGAGGCUCCAGAAGUACGCUGAGCUCAUUGCGCAUGCGGACACCGCCAGUGGAGUCAUUCAGAUUCCGCCCGAGCUUAGGGAAGGACUGCCACCAGGCCUAAAGGACAGCAUUCUAAUUCGGGAGUGCUACUGCAUGGUGCUGAAGAAGCUCGAGGCUCUUGGGGACGACUUUGCGGUUGUCCUGAGUGGCACCCCGGGCAUCGGAAAGUCUGCCAUUGCUGUCCUCCUACUGCACCACCUGGCAGAGCAGGGGGCACAGGUGGCCUACAGGUACAUGGACACCAUCAACAAGGACACCAUAAUCUUCUUCGAUUUCUCCAAUCCGUCUGCGAUCGACGUCAAACAGGCCUCGGAAGGCGAUGCUGACUGGCGAUCCCUUCGAGCUCUCUGCAAGCGCUCUUCUGUCUGGCUAGUACAAGAUGGACGAGCUCCCCGCGAGACGCAGUUCCCGGGUGAAGGCCGCUGGGUGGUGCUGUGCUCGCCAAAUGCAGACAAUUAUGCGGAGUUCGUCAAGGGGAAGCACGCUGAAGUCUGGUGGCUCCCUGUGUGGACGCUAGAUGAGUUGCUGGACUGCCGGCAGCGCCUCUACCCUCACGUGUCGCAAAAGCAGACGGAGGAUCGGUUCGAGCAGUUUGGCGGGGUCGUCAGGAGCGUCUUGGCGGACCCCGGCCGAUCGUUUGAGCGUCUUGCGAGGUCGCUCUCAGCUUUGGAGGCGGUGAACCUGUAUCGCCUUGGCGCAGCAGCUUUGAAGAGCGCCAUGAGGCACGCAUUUGCGCACAUUGAAGCGACGAAAGAUCUGGAGUUUGACGGGUUUCGUCUCGGUUCGCCGCGCAUCGGGGACCUCGUCUUUCAAAGAGCCAAGGACGGCCGAUGGCAGGACCUAGUGGACCUACUGCACGCGGCUGCCAGCAAUUCUAGGGUCGGCGAGAUGUCAGGGUCCUCGUUGGAGGCGUACGGGCAUGUGAGGUGCGUCCUGGGCGUAGACCUGGACGACGACGACAUCAAGGAGGUGUUUCGAAAGCGACGCGGCCGGCCUCGGAAGCAGGAGGGAACGAAGGAGGGAGCGAGAGAGGGCGGGGAGGUGUCCGCGAAUGACUCGGGUCAGUCGAGAAAGCGGGAGGAAGCGGUUGAAGAGAUCAAAGAGGCGUUCUGGAGCUGCAAGGAUUUUGUGUCCGACAGCAAGGAGGAGGGAAUGAAUCUGGCGGAUCUGAAGCACACGUACCUCCGGCCAACCACAAGAGAUCAAGAGUCGUGGGAUGGGCUACUUUGCCCCGGUGGCGAUUGGAUCUAUGCUGUCCAGUUCACGCGCAACCCCGGGCAUGGGAUCAGCGCGCAAGGGAUUUCGGACCUUCUGAACCGCAUCGGAAGAAAGCAGCUUCGAGUAGUCCUUGCGGUUCCAGGAGAGAAGUUUGAUAACUAUGGUUGGCAGCCGUGGACCGGUCCCAAGAGAAAAGGUGUGGAUGGGGAGAUGGUCAUGACAAAAGGCGCUCUUCCAGAGAACGAGGUCCCUCCCAAGCUGAAGAGCAUCAAACAAUGGGUGGUUCGUCUGAAGCUGCCUGAAGCGGGGGACGAUGUUCCGCGCAUCCCCGAAAAUAUGUUAGUGUUGCCUGACAAAGAAUUGUCCGAUGAUGACUUGUCUGACGACUUGUCCAGAUAGAAGUAGAUUGUGCAACGUGUCCAGAUAAAAGUAAAUCGUGCAAGAGACGUGGCAGAAUGUUAGUCAGAUGUGGAGAACCGACGCCUCAGCAAGAGCUCAAGCUUGUGUAGCUCAAUGUCUUUCCUCUCUUGCUCUUUCAACAAGGUUAAUGUCUCUAGACAUCGGCCAUGCUGAAUUGCAGAGAACCAAGUCUCUGGUGUAAGCAUGUCUUGAUGGUACAUAAACAUACCCAAUUGCCCGAGUGAAGCCCGGGAUUCGCAGCAUACAGUCGUGUGCUUUCCCAUGAAGACUUUCCGC
Klebsormidium nitens is the source of this 2571-nucleotide messenger RNA. NCBI's taxonomy places the organism in Eukaryota, Viridiplantae, Streptophyta, Klebsormidiophyceae, Klebsormidiales, Klebsormidiaceae. The record is from the annotation of a GenBank genome assembly.